GACUCUGUCCUUUUUCGAGGGCAGUCCCAGCACCCAGUAGUCGAAGCUUGAUCGAGAAUGUUUCAGUACCUACUGUCAAAUUAUCUCGAUUUGCAUCGUCAUUCGACGCGCAAACGCUUAUACACGCAAGUUCAGUGCAACAAAAUGCACGUUAUCAAUAAAUUCUAAUACGUAUUUAAAAAGCUCCAUAUGUAAAAGUAUUGAGCUUUUUAAAUAAAAUCCGAGACCCAUAAAUAAAUGUGACACCCACUGGUCGAAGCUGAAUCAAGAACGUUGCAACACCCACUACCGAAUUAUCUCGAUCUAACAUCGACUACUGCGGACUCUGUCCUCUUUCGAGGGCAGUCCCAGCACCCAGUAGUCGAAGCUUGAUCUAGAACGUUCCAGUACCUACUGUCAUAUAAUCUCGACCUAACAUCGACUACUACGGACUCUGUCCUCUUUCAAGGGCAAAUGUAAAUGGUAAAAUUCUUAAAAAUGUAUCCGAUCUUGAUCCAACUAAUUUAGUGACAAACCCAGAGUGUAACAUGAACAAGCAGGUGAGUACUAAUAAUAUUAGCAAGUCAUUUUCAUAUUGAUACAAUACAUUCGAAAAGAAAUAACACAGCAACAAAAAUUAAAUGAUAAAAUAACAAAAAUUAAUAAUUUUACAAUAUUAUAUAUAUAUAUCAAUAGGCAUGAUAUGGUGUCUUACGCCAAGUUCACACACAGUAAAGUAUUUUUAUAUUAUAUGUAUUAUAUAUUUAUAUAGAUUUCAAUGACCCAGAAGAUUAAUGAAACCAGAUGCAUUGCCACAAGUAAGCCAUCGUUCAGCAGUGUUCCUCAACCCUUAAUGGGACUUCCAUUUUCCAUUAAUGUUUACUCAUUGUCAGAUGUGAGUAACAACACUGAAGACAUGAAAACACUUGAUACUGACAAUGAGACUUUUGAUGGUAAUAACGGAAUGGAUGAUGACAACGAAAAAGAAAUCUUAAACGAUGCAGAGGUGAAUACUCAACCAAUCGUUGUCGAAGAUAUAGAUUCUUAUAUGUUUGUCCUACAAAAAGUAUUGUUUAUAUGAGUAUUAUGAUAUCAAUAUACAUUACUUAUUUGAGAUAUACACGAGAAGGUCAAUAGUUUGCACGUAGACCUUCAGCAAUUCAAGACGGAGAUGAAACACGAAGCAGCUAAAUAUGCAAGUAGAUUGAAAGAAGUUCUUGCUAUCUUGAGAGAUAAAUUUUCACAUGGAGAUGGAAACACUGAUUUAACUGUGGAUGUAAUGCCUGACUUUCCCUUGACCUCUGUUGAGGAUUAUGUGACGUUCAAUCAACAACUGACAAAUGAUGAAGCAAUUCGUAAAUGUUUUGUAAGUAUACUUUGAGUAAGA
Messenger RNA from Vollenhovia emeryi, 1366 nucleotides. RefSeq lists its product as uncharacterized. The transcript is spliced from 3 exons. Bases 758 to 1060 code for a protein of 100 amino acids. The record is from RefSeq and is a predicted model, not a curated record. NCBI's taxonomy places the organism in Eukaryota, Metazoa, Arthropoda, Insecta, Hymenoptera, Formicidae.